CAUCUGCGCCUGCGCAGGAUGGGCUGUGCCUACGCGCGGCGCUAGAAUUCAAAUGUGUGGCGCGUUCGUUUGAGGGGGCUGGAGGUCGGCCGUCGGCUUAGCUGCCCUCGCCAUGAACCCCAUCCAGAGUUUCCACUGUAAGCUGCGGAGUCUGGCCAUCAAGCUGGACGGUGAGACGGCUCGGCUGCUGCGAUCGCUGGACGGCGAGGACAGCGACUUUGAAGAUUCUCCAGUGAGAAUUUUGUAUGACCUUCAUUCAGAAGUCCAGACUCUAAAGGAUAAUGUUAAUGCUCUUCUCGAUAAAGCAAGAUUGGAAAGUCAUGAAAGCACAAGUUUCCUAAAGGCAGCAAAAAUACUGAGGAACAAAAACUCAGCAGACAUCAUACAACUAAGAGAGUUUUUCCAGAAGUAUGGAUACCAAGCACGUGACAAGGAGGAUUCAGCAUGUGAGCACAGAGUGAGUGCUUCCACCCCAGAGUUAACUGUGUGUAGAGACAUUCAGGAGCUUGGCGUGAAGGAUGCGCAGUCUGAUCCCUGUGUUCCGAGUAGUUCUGUUUCUGAAGAGCUUCCGCGAAGCCCACAGCUUUCAGACUUUGGACUUCAGCGGUACAUGGUUUCCCAAGUCUCAGCAAACCCUCCCCAGACAAAUGUCAGCCUCAAAGAAGAAUGCGUAUCUGAAACACCCCCUGCCAAAGAACCCUCUGUUCAAGUGCCGAAGACCCCCAGAUGUGCUCUAAAGAUGGAUGAUUUUGAAUGUGUAACUCCUAAAUUAGAACACUUUGGUAUCUCUGAAUAUACUAUGUGUUUAAAUGAAGAUUAUACAAUGGGACUUAAAAAUAUGAAGAACAUUAAAAGUUCCCCUCUGAGCGGUGCCAGUGGAGAAGUCACAGGGAUCAGGCCUGUGACCAGUGAUAAUUCUUUUGCCAUUCCUAGUCCCACAAUCCCACAGCUGGAAAAAAAUGAAGAGGGCAUUGGAACUGGAAUUACAGAUGCGGAAUACAUGAAUUCACCAUUGCCACCUAAAUUCUGCACCUCUGGUUUGAAAAUUCCUUCUACAAUGGACAAUACAGAUUUGGUAUCUAUAGAUUAUCCACUGUCAAAACCAAAUAGUUCAUCAACUGAUUUGGAAGUUAAAGAUUGUGCGCCAUUAAUUUUAAAUUCCGAUGAAUGCUAUAAGGGUAUUGCAGCCUCUCCUUCUCCAACAAUUACUUCUUGUGAAAAUUUCUCAAUACCCUCUCCUCCGAAAGUCACUGCGAUUCCAGAAGACAUUCUCCAGAUGUUAAAGCACAACUCAAACCUAGCUUAUUCCAUGGAUGCUAAAGCGCUGCCACUAAGGAAAGGCUUCCUCGCAUACAAGGGGCAGAGCACCCGAGACGCUGCCAACAAGGAAAACUGGUAACAGUGAGAAUUCUACAGUGGACACAUCCAGUACAGCAGUUGGACAGAACAGGAAAAGUGAGCUGGACGGAGGGUCUCAGAAUUGUCCCAGGUUAGCACAGAGCAGUAGAGAUGAAGGCAGAGCUCCUGCUAUCAGUCAGUCUUCUUUCCGCCCAGCCUUACUCUUUUAUUUCAUCCUACGGGAAUGUUUCCAUUUCACCGCAUGUGAUGGGCCACCCAGCAGAUCCUGAUUCUACCUGGAAGAUUCUGAAUACCUAAGCCCAGAAGCCUUGGGAACAUCUUCAUUCUAGAACUAUCUAAUAUCCUUUGAUCCCAAAAUCCUUCUGAUCCAAGAACAACUAAAAAGUAAUUCUCCAAGUUCAUUAGGAAUGAGGAGCUGGUGCUCUGUAGAAACCAGCUACAAUUCUGAGAAGUAAUUGGCAAAUACCAAUUGACUUACUAGUUUUAGGGAUUUUUUUUCUCCCAAUACAGGGUUUCUCUGUGUAGCCGUGGCAGUCCUGAAAUUCACUCUGUAGACCAGGCUGGUCUCGAACUCAGAGAUCCUCCUGUCUCUACCUCUUGAGUAGAGAUUAAAGAUGUGUACCACCACUGUCCGGCAGCUUUAAGAAAUUUUGUGUGGCUUAAAGAUUAUUCUAAUUGUGCACUGAAAAUCAAGUGGAGGGCUGGAGAGAUGGCUCAAUGGUUAAGAGCACAGACUGUUCUUCCAGUGGUCCUGAGUUCAGUUCCCAGCAACUACAUGGUGGCUCACAACUAUCUGUAAUGGGAUCCAAUGCCCUCUUCUGGUGUGUCUGAAGUGUACACAUAUACAUAAAUUAUUCUUUAAAAAAAUCAAGUGGAAAAACUCCAGGAUAAUUCUAAGUGCUUGUAUUUUGUUGUUGUACAUAAUGUAAAAUAAAUUAUUUUCCAAAUAAACUCUA
This is a messenger RNA of Apodemus sylvaticus (European woodmouse), 2315 nucleotides long. RefSeq names its product spindle and kinetochore associated complex subunit 3 (gene Ska3). Gene Ontology annotation, biological process: mitotic cell cycle; chromosome segregation. Gene Ontology annotation, cellular component: outer kinetochore; spindle microtubule. The record is from RefSeq and is a predicted model, not a curated record. Lineage: Eukaryota; Metazoa; Chordata; Mammalia; Rodentia; Muridae. The transcript is spliced from 10 exons. The coding region runs from base 113 to 1399 and encodes 428 amino acids.